AAAAUAGAAAAGAUGGAGGUAGUAGAUUGUUCACGUGUUAAAGUACAAAUAUCAGUUUUGAGAUACUGCAAGUCAUACAUUCCCGAAUGUGCAUUUCAAAUUUGUUAAUCGUAAUAAUCGAAUUAAUUGAUGACAGUGUAAAACCUGUGCUGGUGCUGUUCAGUCUAACCACGAGUGACGACUCACGACAAAAAAAAACACUAAUAAAUAAAUGCAAAUUAUUUUAAUAGUUUAAAUAAAAUGGAGUACAUAGCAUCAUUGCCCAGGCUCCUCUUUUCGGAUGAGUGCCUUAAGGAGUAUUUUACCAAUUUCAAUUUCUUACACGCUCAAUGUUUCAAAGCAACCCUCAGCAAAGGACUUGGCCUUGGGAUAAUCGCUGGAUCUUUCAUGGUGAAAGUGCCUCAAGUCAUCAAGAUUUUCAAUAACAAAAGCAGUGAGGGAAUUAACUUUGCUAGUGUUCUAUUAGAUUUAUUUGCCAUUACUGCGAUGAUAUCGUAUAGUUUCGUCAGCGGUUUUCCAUUCAGUGCCUGGGGUGAUGGUGUAUUCUUGGGGAUUCAAACUCUCGCUAUAGCUAUACUCGUUCUGCAUUAUCGAGGGGACACAGCAAAAGCAAUUGCAUUUCUCGUUGCGUACUUAUCAAUCAUUAUCGCAGUGAUUACCGGAUUAACGCCAUUAAACGUUUUAUGGGGAGCUCAAUCACUUACGAUUCCUAUUGUUCUGAUAAGCAAGCUGUUUCAAGCUCAUACGAAUUACAAAAAUGGUAGCACUGGGCAGCUAUCGGCGGUGACAAUGUUCAUGCUUUUAUUCGGCUCAAUGGCAAGGAUUUUCACAUCAAUUCAGGAGACUGGUGAUACGAAUAUGAUCAUCAUGUACAUUUGCUCUACCUCUGCAAAUGCUAUCAUCGUUGGUCAGUUACUUUACUAUUGGAACGUUGGAGCUGAGAAUAAAAAGAAAACGAAAAAAAUUAAAUAAGCACUCAUUCACUUGUAAGUUUUUUUUCUAUUUUAUUUUCACUUUUUAACGGUGGCUUCCACUUCCACACAUAGUUCGAUGGUAUCUAUAUAAUGGAUUUGUUUCUCAGAUUUUAAUUUUAUAAAUAAAAUCUUCAAACGAAUUUAUAAAA
This is a messenger RNA of Fopius arisanus, 1123 nucleotides long. RefSeq names its product mannose-P-dolichol utilization defect 1 protein homolog. Gene Ontology annotation, biological process: oligosaccharide biosynthetic process. NCBI's taxonomy places the organism in Eukaryota, Metazoa, Arthropoda, Insecta, Hymenoptera, Braconidae. The record is from RefSeq and is a predicted model, not a curated record. The transcript is spliced from 5 exons. Bases 241 to 972 code for a protein of 243 amino acids.